Messenger RNA from Alternaria arborescens, 2346 nucleotides. RefSeq lists its product as hypothetical. Gene Ontology annotation, cellular component: cytosol. Gene Ontology annotation, biological process: triglyceride catabolic process. NCBI's taxonomy places the organism in Eukaryota, Fungi, Ascomycota, Dothideomycetes, Pleosporales, Pleosporaceae. The coding region runs from base 1 to 2346 and encodes 781 amino acids. Gene Ontology annotation, molecular function: sterol ester esterase activity; triacylglycerol lipase activity. The record is from RefSeq and is a predicted model, not a curated record. The transcript is spliced from 2 exons.
AUGCGCAUUGCGCCGCUGUUCCAUGGCUUUCCCCAUACCCCAGACGAGAUCCACCCCGGGUUUGCGUUACGACUUGACCUCAGCUGGCAUUCACAUGCUUACGCCGACAGACUUGCGACAGGCGACCGCCAUGGCCCACCAAUCCUCCGCCGCAUAUCCGCCCUCCUCUCCAAGAAACUCACCGUCUGGCAAUCCGUCCUCAUAACUCUCCUCUACCUCUACGUUGCCCGCAACUUCGGCAAGCUUGUGGGCCUCGAGUGCCCAGAGCCCCUUGCGAGCCUCUACUCGCGCUCCUACUUCCGCGCUACAUGGGUCACGACUGCGCUGGACGCAGGCUUCUGGUCUGCUAUGCGGAUUAAGCGCAAGGGCGUCAGGGAUCUGUUGUCUAUCGUCUUCAGCAUAUACUACCUGAUAUGUGCCGAGCAAGCCGACGAGAAAGUCCGCAAGAUUAGAGCGACGCUUACCGUCGACCAUUUGCGCGUCGCUUGGAAUAAAGGCACCACGCCGUAUCUGGGCGCGCUGACGAGCAUGAUGCGACCCAGGCUGAUGGUCUAUCCGCCGCGCCAGAUUCGCAUACCGCGACCCAAGGCUAGUUCGUACAAGGAACCCGUGACCGGCUGGCUGUACUUCAACGGGCCGCGGAGCGCAUUGAAGAAGCAGGACAAGGUCGUCUUGGACAUACCUGGAGGUGGUUUCGUGGCCAUGAACCCGAGGAAUCAUGAUGAUAAGCUCAUGGGCUGGGCUGGCAAGACGGGCCUGCCUGUCCUUAGUCUGGAUUACAAGAAGGCUCCUGAGCACCCGUAUCCGUAUGCGCUCAACGAAUGUUACGACGUCUACCACAUGAUUAUCGCAUCGAGAGGAACGUGCAUGGGUCUAUCGGGAGAAGUAGAGCCCAAGGUCGUUGUCUCGGGCGAUUCGGCUGGGGGUAACUUGGUUACUGCUAUGGUGCUCAUGAUAUUGCAAAGUGGCUCGACUGAGACGCGAAGGUGGCAGGGUGAAUAUGCGAUCCCGCCUCCAAUCGGCGUAGUCUUGAUCUACCCUGCGCUGGACAUGAACAUUGGCAACUGGAUGACCGACGAGCAAAUGGCGCUUAUCCGCGACCGGCGAGUGAGGAAGACGAACCGACCCAUCUUACGGCAUAAGAGCGAUGAUUACAGACAACUUGCGCCCAACACACCAUAUGGCUCUGAUGAUUCGGAUGGUGACGACGAAGAUGAGCGCAACAGAGUCAGCACGACCAAUGCAUCUAUGCCAAAGACCAAUGGUCUCAGGACGUCUCCCCAGACAAUGAUCAACCUCUCCGCCGCACACACCAACCAAGACAGCACCUCUCUCCCCCGCCUCGACACUAACACCAGCACCCUCAACCAAACUCCCGGCCAAACAACUCCUGCCAAUUCAAGUUUACCGCCCACACCGGCCGCGACACAGCCCUCUACACCUGGUCCAACAGUCCCAGCACCCUCAGCCACAGCCAUUAAAACUCGCCUCGCAAUGUCUUCCAUGAUAUCCUACUUCAACGACCGCAUCCUCACCCCCGAAAUGAUGCGCGCAAUGAUAAUUCUCUACAUUGGCCCGCACCACCGCCCAGAUUUCUCAACCGACUACCUCCUCUCUCCUUUACUCGCCCCGGAGUCCCUACUAGCAAGGUUCCCACGCACAUGGAUGUUGACGGGUGAGCGCGAUCCGCUCGUAGAUGAUACGGUUAUCUUCGCAGGCAGGCUGCGGCAAGCGAAGCGUGCCGAGUGGGUUGCGGCGAAGGAGUUGGGACUAGACUGGGCGAGAGGUGAGUUUAGAGAGGGGGAGUGGGUCAAUGUGGACUUGGUGCCGGGAAUCAGUCAUGGAUUCUUGCAGUUUGUAGGGGUUUUUCCAGAAGGGUGGAAGUACAUCUUCAGGUGUGGCAAAUGGAUUGCUGAGGCGUUUGAAGAUGCGACGGACGGGAGGAGGGCUGAUGAGACGCCCAUGUACACACCUGCUGUUACUGCUACGCCGAGGAGACCACGAGAAAAAGGAAGCGAUUAUUUCGGUACAGUGGGUUUACAAGAUGCUAUUGAUGGCUUGACUUCUCCGCAACAUCAACGGAAGAGACAUCAUCGGCGUACCAACACCGCGUCUUCGGCAGAGGAAGACAGGCCGUUGGAGAUGACGGUUUUAAAUAAGGGAAAGAAGAGUCCGCCACAGCAGAACGGGUCUGGUGUGCGAGGAAGUACAAGGGGGAGGACGAAGAAUGAUAGAGGGAGACGCAAGAGCUUGGUUAGUCUGGCGAGCGAAGAUGACUUGUUGGGCAGGAGAAUGAAGAGUUUGACUGGGGGGUUGGGAGGAAAUGGGGUGUCUGAAGUUAUUUGA